AUGGAAAAGAAGGUAGUAAUUGUUGGAGCUGGAGUGAGUGGCCUUCUUGCCUGUAAGUAUGCUCUCAAUAUCGGACUCAAUCCGAUGGUGUUCGAAGCUGAAGAAAGAAUUGGAGGAGUUUGGAAACAUACUUUAGACUCAACCAGACUCCAAAACACCAAAGAAGUUUACCAGUUUUCUGAUUUUCCAUGGUCUUCUUCAAUAAAAAAUACAUAUCCUACUCACAGUCAAGUGAUAGAGUAUCUUGAAUCUUAUGCACAGCAUUUCAAUAUCUUUCCUUGCAUCAAGUUCGAUUCCAAGGUCAUUGGUUUAGAGUAUGUUGGAGAGUCUAGUGAAGAGAUGGAGUCGUGGGCUCUUUGGGGUGGGACAGGCAAGCCCUUUGGCUCCAAAGCGAAAUGGCAUGUCAAAGUACAAUACACAAAAACUGGCAGCAUACAGGUGUAUCACGCUGAAUUUGUUGUUCUUUGCAUUGGACAAUUCAGUGGCCUUCCAAAUAUUCCAGAGUUCCUUCCAAAUCAAGGGCCUGAAGUGUUCAAGGGCAAGGUGAUUCAUUCAGAGGACUUCUCAGCUUUGGACAAUUUGACUGCUCUAGAAUUGAUAAAAGAAAAGAGAGUUGCGAUAAUCGGUUCUCAUAAAAGCGCAGUUGACAUAGCAGCAGAAUGUGCCGAGGCAAAUGGAGUGAAGUACCCGUGCACAAUAAUUCAAAGGAAUGCUCACUGGUUUUUGCCUUCUAACAAUCUAUGUGGAUUUCUGCUUGCUUUCUUGUACUUCAGUCGAUUCUCAGAACUGUCGGUUCAUAAACCUGGUGAAACACUUCUAUUAAGUUUUUUAGCCACCUUGUUGUCACCCUUGAGAUGGGUGAUUUCAAAAAUCAUUGAGACCUACCUUAAAUGGAAUCUUCCAUUGAAGAAGUAUGGAAUGUUACCCAAAUGCAGUUUUGGUGAAGAAAUAUCUACAUGUCAGUUUGCAACGCUGCCUGACAAAUUCUAUGACAGAGUAGAAGAAGGAAGCAUCAUUAUCAAGAAUUCACAAAGCUUCAGCUUCUUUCGAGAAGGUCUAAUUGUAGAUGGGGAAUCUCGGCCAUUAGAAACAGAUGUUGUGAUUUUCGCAACAGGAUUCAAGGGUGACGAAAAACUGAGAAACAUUUUUGAGUCUCCAGUUUUCCAAAACUACAUAAAGGGGUCAUCUACUUCUAUAGUUUCGCUCUAUAGACAAAUAAUUCAUCCUCGAAUUCCUCGAUUGGCUAUAAUAGGAUACAAUGAGAGUUUAUCAACUUUGGGCAGCUCUGAAAUGAAAUGUCAAUGGCUAUCACAUCUCCUUGAUGGAAACAUUGAAUUGCCAGGUAUAAAAGACAUGGAAAAGGAAGCAAACAUGUGGGCAGAUCACAUCAAACAAGUUACAGGUCGCUACUUUAGGAGAGCUUGUAUUAACAACUUUUUCAUAUGGCACAAAGACCAACUUUGCAAGGACAUGGGAUACAAUCCCAGAAGAAAGAAAGGACUUUUAGCAUACUUGUUUAUACCAUAUUCACCAAAAGAUUAUGCAGGUCUCUCUAGUAAGUGA
Messenger RNA from Dovyalis caffra, 1563 nucleotides. The record is from the annotation of a GenBank genome assembly. NCBI's taxonomy places the organism in Eukaryota, Viridiplantae, Streptophyta, Magnoliopsida, Malpighiales, Salicaceae.